GGUUUAUCAAGACGCGAUGGCAUUGUGGGAAGCGAAGAGCGUUUUGUUUGUGGACUUAUUUGUUUUGAUGGUUUAGUUGUUGCUUUUUCGGCUGAGGACCUCGUGCACUAGCGGUCUUUCGGAGGGGAGUGUCAUCGUCGCGGCCAAGAUGUCCACAAAGCAGAACACAUCUAUCCGUACGACUGUGAACGAAAAGAGGAGUUUAUCAGGAAGGGACAAUACAUUAACAAGAACCAAAGCCAUGGUGAUGUGGAUCUCCUUGCGAAGUUUGAAGCUGACGUUGUUACUGCAGAGAAACUUACAGGUGGAGAUAUGAAUAUUCUCCAGACCAUGGGUGAAGUUGCUGGUAAGCGCAGAAUAGACUAUAGUGAUCUGGGUUUUGGGCCACCAAAACCUAAGAAGAAGAAAGAAGAUAUGAUCAAGAGGGGAUCAGAUAUUGGCCAGGCUGUUGUAUAUAAAAAGGUUGGGAUAAGAAGUGCAGGUAAUAAGCUUCAGAGGGUUGUCAUAGAACACAAGGUUAGAAUUCUGGAACAACCACGAAAGGAAAAUAUGACCCAAGACAUGCGGGAGGCAUCAAACUGGUACAAAUGCUACAGCUGUGGGUAUACAUGUUCCAGACUUAAUGUAAUAAUUUGGCACAACAAAGCACACAUUAACAAAGUAUGUAAUUAUGACACAGGUAUAAAAGUCCCAGGUAGAAGGAAGCGCAAACAAGGAACCCCAAGGACAAGUAAAGAGAUGCGAAAGAAAGCCAAAGAUGCAAAAGGCAAAGAAAACUUGGAACAUGCCCAUACUAAUGGGGAAGUAUCUAGUCCAAAGAAAGAUUCCCAAGACACUCAACAACUUCUUAAGGACUGGGAUGAUGAAGAUGAUGAUGGAGAAGGGGACAGGGUAAAGGCACCAGGUGGACCAGGGAAAAGUCGCAAUGAUUCUGAUGAUGGUUACAGCGACAAUGAUGAUUAUCCUCCACCACAACCCAAAUACGAGAGACGACCAAUGCCCAAGGCAGCAGAUAUUAAUUCUGCUUUUGAUGCUUUAUUAGCUGCCACACCCAUGACUCCAUCUUCGAAUCAAACCACAAAUUAUGUUAACAAUGAUAGUGAUAGUGAUUACAGUGACUGGGAGAAAUACUAUGCUAGAGAUUCUGGAUCAGAAUCUGAAGAGGAAGAGGUAGCUCAAGAAAGUGAUAUUAAAAGUUUAUGUGAGGAGAAAGAGGGUGUUACUGGCAGAAAUGCUGAUGUUACAUCAAAGGAGGAGAAUAAUGAUGUGAGUGAAUGUAAAACAGAAGAGGUAGAAGAAACUGGAGAUGAGUACAAGCCAAAUAUUUCUACUGCUGUAACUGAAGAGGAGGAAACAAAGCAGGUAGAUGUAGUGGAUCAUGGUAACAGUCAGAUGGCUUUGACUCCAGAGCCAGAAGAGCCAGUGAAAACAGAGGAACCAGAAGAAUCGAAACCAGACAUAGCAGAGGAAAGACUAACUCCACCUCUUCAUUAUUUUAAUCCUAAUAGUGCUAAAGAUGAACAAAAGGAAGUUGAUGAUGAACCAGAUAUGAUUGAGGAGGCUUGCUCAGAUAAUAUUCAAACUGAAGUUACUUCUGAGACAUUAGAGGAGAGUAGAGAAGCAUUAGAUCCAGUUGAAGAGUCCAGAAUGGAAAUUGAUCAGCCUUAUGAAAUGAGUGAGGAUCAGAAUGAUAGUGAAAAUGACUGUAAGUCCGCAGAAGUUGAAGAUUAUUAUCAUGAUGAUGCAUCUGUUGAAGGUUCCAGCCACAUAGCAGAUAGAGUUGAUGAAAAAGUGACUCAAAAGGUAGAGCCCAAGAUAGUACAAAGAAUUGGAAUAGAGAAAGAGGAGAAAGAAAGCUUAGAGGGAGAAGGAAGUGAUGUAGAAGAUCACCCAUCAGGCAUUCAUAGCUCUCAGACCAGGUUAGAAUCUGGGUCAGAAAGCAUUGCUGAGCCAAUGAGAGUAAGUGACGUAACUACAUCAUCAGGCUCAGGUACAACUUAUAUGUUGGUUGCUGUAGAUGCUCAUGGAAACACAGUGCCAACUGUACCUACCCCUGCACUUAGUGAAGGAGGAAGUAACCUAGUCGCUGUAGAGGCUACUAUGGAGGAUGGCACUACGAGAACCCUCUAUAUUGAUCCUUCACAAUUAGGUCCUAAUGUUGAUCUGAACAAUCUCAUGCUUCAUAUAGACACCAGUGGACAAGAACAUGUUAUCAUUCCUUCUUCAUCAUCAUCGGAUUCUGAAACGCCAAGUCUUGACCAUAGCAUGUCAGAGGGUCAGGACAAAAAUUAUGCUGACCCACAGCCAAAAAAUGAUGCAGGAGCUGUUGAACUUGAACACUAUGAGUUGCCCCAAGAAAAGGGUGAGACCUCGUGAGUAAAAGCUUAAGCUUUUACUUUAGAUUGUUAAGGGAUAAAAAAAUAUUUGUGCCUUUUUUUUAAGUAUUGGAAGGAAUCCUUCCAUUUAUUAUUCUCUUUUUUAUCCUUUUUUUUUUCUUGUUCACACAAUUUAUGUCACGAGUCAUUCUUUUCAGCACCAACACAAAUCCAGUGGUUUUGUGCAUAUUUAUAUAGAUGUUCUCUAGAAUUUAGAUUGUUUCUGUAAAAAAGUUUUAAAUUUUAGCUCAAACUUGUAUUUUUUCAGUGCUUGAAUUACACUGGUACUGUAAGUAUCUGCUCCCUUAAUUACAAUACUUUAUGACCCUAUUCCUAUGCAAUUCUUUUUUCUUAAGCUUGAUAGGUUCCUAAAUAAGUUACAUGAAGCAGCAUGAUAGGUUUCUAACUACUAUGUCUUGUGGCUAUAUUCAUAAUGAAGUGGAUAAUUGGAUUCUGUUCCUCAAGCUCUUGCAUCAUUUUAUGUUCAAAUUUGCUUCAGUGAUCCAUGUUGGGUUUAAAAGAAAGCAUCACUGCCAGUAAUGUAGUACAUUUAGCACAUGGUUCAAAACUUAUUAUAGCAAUUAUAUAGUAAGGGACUGAGAAACAUUGAAUCAACAUACUGUUCAGUCUUCAUGUGAUGGAUUAUUGGAAGUUUUAGAGUUUUAUUGAAUGGAACUAUUGUGGUUGGUCUAGUACUCAGCAGUAGUGUGUAUACACUUUUCCAAAGGAAAACAAAGGACUUUAUGAUUCCUCACAGGUGGAUGACAGAGAAUGAAUGAAUAAGAAUUUGGAUUUUUAAGGUUUUGACUUUUGAUGUAUACUUGGACAUUGGGUAAAAAAAACAUAUAAAGGGCUAGCAAUUGAUAAUUGCAGAUAAGCAUUAAUAAUUUUCACUAUUUUUAUGGCAAAAGGAUUUGGAGUUAUUAGAAUUUGAUAGUUGUUGGUUCGAUAAGUGCUUCGAGGGUUCUUAUUUUUGUUUUACUUAAUUUUGAACAAAUGCAAUAUAAUAUUUAAAAGAAUGCCUUGUAGAUAAAGCAAUGUCAACCUUCUGUAAGUGAAUCAUUGAGUUGAUGAUGCAGUACAAAAACAGUAUAGUGGAUUACAAAUAUUAAGAUUUUAUAAAUUGUCAACCUUUGGUUUCAUUGUAGGUUGGCCAUUUACCCAAAAGCUUCUGGAAUGCAAAUACCAUAGGGAUAUACUGCUGCAGUUGCAUUAUAUGGGCCUGCAAUUAAAAGCUUAGGUUAUCUGUCCUUUAAGUGUGAGUUCAUUAUUUUAACAGAGUGGGGCAUGAAUAAAGGGUUAAGGAUUUGCAGGUCAAGAUUGCUAAAGCGUAAAAAGAUUCUCUUCCACCUCCUUAUGAGACAUGUCCUUCAUUCUCUGUCUUCACUCGCAAAUGAUUUGUUGGACUUGAUCUGAUUGCAUUUUGGUCUUGUUCUUCCUGUUUGUGUGUUCAUUUCAUUCAUGUAUUUUUGUUUGUUAUUUAAAACUGAAAAGGACAUUUUAAAAAGUUUAAUGCACAUGUAUAGGACUAAUAUAUAGAUGUGUCCAGUGUGAUAUAUAUUACUGUUAUAAAUACAAUGCUUGUGUAAUAAUUUAAAAGUAAGCAUGUGAAUCAUUUGGAAAAUAUUCCAAAAUUGUGAUCAGUGUAGAUGGAAAGUAGGUCAUUUUAUAUAAUUAUCUAAAUCCAUGGAAAAUAUAACUAUAGAAAUUAAUGAUAUUGGAAGACUUCUGCAAAGGCUACUGUGAUACAAAUAUCACCCACACUAUAUCAUGGGUGCAUGUAUUUUUUGACACUUCUUUAAAAAAGAAAAUCAUAACCAACUUAUAUUCUAUUACUGUAAAGAUUAUCGGAAGUGAUGAAAAACAACAGAAUGUUAGCCUACUAAUUUGUUAAGUAUUUAUUCAGGUGAAAAUCUCCAUUAUGGUAUAAUUUGCUUUUACUCUCGAUAUUUUAAAAGCUUUUAAGAGUAAUUUGUAUGUUGUGUAAAUUAUGAAUAUAAGUACCUUUCAAAUAGAAAAAUAUAUGUACAGAAAACUAAUUUUUUUUAACAGAGCACAGAAUUUGUUAUUUAAAAGUCUUUUUUACUUAAUUUAAAAACGGAAGAUAACAGAACUUUAGGUACUAUGUGAAAUGAAGGAAUUUUUGCUAAUACUGGUAAACAGGUAUAUUAAAUCAAAGUGCAACGUUACUUGGUUAGAAAAGGCAGAGCUGAUUACCAUUUAGUUCAGUGAUCCUUGCUUGGCAGUUGUAGUAGAAAAUCAGAAAGUGGAAUUGUACAUACCGUUUAUACCCACAUAUAUAUAUCAAUGUAUUUACACUUCUAUAUCUCAUGGUUUAACAAAUAAUAGAUGUCAUUUAGUUAUUUGAAUGGUAUUGUAGAUUUUAAGAAUUGUGGACACAUCUCUGUAAGACCCAACAUGGACAGCAUACGUCUUUGUAUCAUGCAUUUGCUCUUCUUAAUUUGAUCAACUCAUUUCAUGCUACAAUGUAUCCCAGCAAUCGUUCUCUUCUUAACUGCUAUUCAGAGAUCAUAAUAUGCUUUCAUACACUUUCAGAAUCUCUUGCUUGGUCUCUUUUGACCACGAGUCUUCGACCCCAAAACACACGACACUUACUGUCUGACUUUCAUGUACAUCAUAUCAACCCAGUCUUAAUGAACAGGUUACUGAUAGAGUAUUACAGUGCACUCUUACCCAGUGUGGCCAUUCAUCACAUUUAAGGGUUUAUGUUUUGUGGCAGUGAAUUGCUUGUGUGACUUAUGUACCAUCCUCACCCUGUCCAAAAGUUUAUAUUUAGAUUAUACAUAUUUUUCUAGGCUUUGGUGUAUUCUGUAAUAUUACCUGAGUGAAUAUUAUCAAUGUGAUUUAGAAGAGAGUCUUUGUUUGUACAGUGUUCAGUAGCUGUGUUGAUAGUAUGCCCGUCAGUUUUGUAAAGGUAUGUGAGAAGAAGUGGAAAUUAUGUGAAAUCUGUUUUGAAAGGGUGAAUUUUUGUCUCACUGUAUUGAUAAUUUCAGAGAAAUGUAGGGCAUCUGAAGAGAGUUGUCCCAAGAAUCCCAGCAUUGGUGUGGAAUUGUCAUUAAUGUCUGAGAAGCUGGUGGCCCCCUCAGGCUCCAGGAAUCCAUCAUGUGUUACCAAUGAGGAUUAUCUCUCAAG
Molecule: messenger RNA, 5528 nt
Organism: Penaeus vannamei (Pacific white shrimp)
Lineage: Eukaryota; Metazoa; Arthropoda; Malacostraca; Decapoda; Penaeidae
Source: RefSeq, a predicted model, not a curated record